Messenger RNA from Protopolystoma xenopodis, 372 nucleotides. The record is from the annotation of a GenBank genome assembly. NCBI's taxonomy places the organism in Eukaryota, Metazoa, Platyhelminthes, Monogenea, Polystomatidea, Polystomatidae.
AUGCUGGUCAUCGUUAUGGGCAUGUGGCCCAGGCUGGCCGAGGAAUCUGGGGUCCGGAUCCGGAUCUGGUUUAGGGGGUUAGUUGCUAACGCACAGCCCCUGAGCCACGUGCUCAACUGGCCUCCCUUGUUCUGCAAAUGGUCGGACAUGAGGAGCUUCGUGUCUGUUUCGCAACCGCGCGUCCACUGCUACCUCCAGCCCCCUGUGGUCACGUGGCCUUGUCUUAACUCCUGCCGAGCUGUACCUGUCAGAAGUUGCGUUAAAGUAGUGCCAUCAUAUGCUGGCACUGGUUCGACCAGCCAGAAUCCAUGGCUGGCCGAAAGAGUGGUCUGGAGGCCAGCAACUGCGCGGUAUCUCAGUCCGAUAGGCUGA